AUGACGAUGAGCCGGAUCCACCCAUCGUCCGAGACGACGCGGCCUCUUCUUCGUCCCCACCGCCGCGGCGAAGAUGCCGGCCGCACGUCGCCGUCGCCGGCGGCCCGGCAGUACACGGUGUGGAAGAGGUCAAGCAUGGGCUUCCACGGCACCGACGGCUUCUCCGUCUACGACGCCGCUGGCGCCCUCGCCUUCCGCGUCGACAACUACUCGCGCCGCAGCAAGGUCUUCGCCGGCGAGCUGCUCCUCAUGGAUGGCCAAGGCUCGCCUCUCCUCGCCCUCAGGCCACAGAUCUUCAGCAUGCGCGACCAGUGGAAUUGCUAUAAAGCAUCAGAAGAAGGUCAAGGCAAGAGGACAUCACACCCACUCUUCUCAAUGAGAAAGUGCUCGAUUUUGCAAAAUGGUCAUGAAGCAGAAGUGUUCAUGUCAGGAUGCAGCACUGCAUCUGACAAUCCUGGCCAAGGUCCCAACUUCUUGGUUGAGGGCUGCUUCAGGAGAGGAAACUGCAAGAUCCGCAACAGUGACGGCGAGGAGGUGGCCAGGAUAGUGAGGAAGAAGGCUGAAGCCGCAUCAAAUUCUUGUACGCUUGGCGAUGACGUGUUCAGCCUUGUGGUCGAGCCGAACGUGGAUUGCACGGUGAUCAUGGCUUUCGUUGUUGUUCUGGACAGGAUCUGUUGGAGGCCGUACACACCCAUGAUCUGCUCCUCAUAG
Molecule: messenger RNA, 711 nt
Organism: Miscanthus lutarioriparius
Lineage: Eukaryota; Viridiplantae; Streptophyta; Magnoliopsida; Poales; Poaceae
Source: the annotation of a GenBank genome assembly